AUGUCCACCACCAAAAAAAAGCCUUCCACCGCUGCCAACUCCACCUCCUGGCUCGACCGCAUCCCGUCUCUAUCAGAUGACCCCACACACCCCGCCCAGAUUGCCCUGCGCACAUACGCACUCGCCCUUUCUCUUUCCCUUGGUCCAUCCCUCGUGCCGUUCAUAGUUCAGGCUCUGUCCCCAAAGAAGACGGUCAAUGGCCCUGCGCUCAGACGCGUCCUGCGGCGCGAGCUGGGGCACGAUGGUCUGGCGUUUGCGUUUACCCUCUGCGUCGCCGGUGGCGCGGCGCUUAAGCAAUCUAUCCAACGCUUCUCCAAGCUAACGGAUCUCCACGCAAAAGACGCCUCGCCGGCAUCGACAGGCGUACAUGCCAUCGACGCCGCAGCGCGCUUCUUGAUCCGCCUGAAGAGAUGGAUUCUGGCGCUGUCGCCCGGCGAGCAGAGCUUUCUGUCUUAUGUUCUUUCUUCGUCUGUUGGGAUUCUCCUCAUACAGGCAGGCAGGGAGCGAACGGCCCGUUUGCAGCUUGCUCGACGCGCUGCAGAGGCUACCGCCAGUGGUCCCAGUAUUGUAUCCACACUUGCUCACCCGGCGCUUCGUGCUACUGCCAAUCGCACAUCGCCCACUCUCGACCUCACAUUGCUGCUCAUAGUUCGCGCCAUUGACUCCCUCGUCCAGGCCUUUAUAUUGCAAAAGCCUAUUCCUAGGUCUGUGCACCAUGAUACUCUGGACCGCCAACAUCCAUCAAAUGCCGCCGACCCAAAACUCGUGCAAGAAAAAUUGGAGAAGGAGAGGAUUAAAAGAGAGAAUAGAAUUCGCCAGAAAUGGACAUCACAAGUAGAUGCGUUUGUCUUUUGGGCAUGCAGUGCCAGAAUCAUGUGGUGCUUUUUCUAUGAACCACAGAGGCUUCCUCGAUCAUAUGUUAGAUGGAUUAACACCCUUGCGAAUUUAGAUGGUCGCAUAGUCGACGUCCUACAGUAUAUACGAGCAGGAACUUGGUCAUAUAUCACCGGUUCUCCAGCGCACGCCUCCCUUCUGCAAGCUAGUGCGCGAGAGUUGGGUCUUCCUGCUUCAUGGGGUGACCCAGUCUCGAUACCUGCAUAUGGGGGUCCAGCUGCCACCGCUGCAUGGAAGAAGAUGGGUGUCAAGUCGCGAGCAGGUGUUGGAGGUAUACCAUGUGAAGUCCUUCAUGGCAGGGUUGGUUCCAGCCUGGGACUUACAGGAAGCUGCACAGCCAAUGCAAGUCUGAGAAUGCUCAAGGGUUUCAGUGAGGCGCUUGCCAUUUACCUCCCUGUCCACAUACUUCCUGUCCUGUUGACCCGGCCACAAAUUCUCCUGCGGCCACAUCGUCUGUUCGAAUCCUUGUUCGGCGCCGUUCGUAGUGCGACAUUCCUUUCUUCUUUCAUUGGUCUCUAUUGGUAUACUGUCUGUUUCACCCGGACGCUUGUUCUGGCACGAUUAUUCCCAUCUAUAUCGCACGACUUUUGGGACGGUCCGCUUGGCUGUAUUUUUGCUGGAUGUCUCGCUUGCGGUGGCAGCAUAUGGAUCGAAAAUGGUAGGAGGCGAGGAGAAAUGGCGUUGUAUGUCCUUCCACGAGCUAUAAGAGCGAUCCUCCCCGAUGCAUGGACAAAAAGUGGAAAUCAAAGUUUCAAAUUCGCCGAACGCAUCGCCUUUGUUCUCUCGAUCUCAACGCUGCUUACUGCAGCCACUCACCGCCCAGAUUCUCUGCGAGGUUUAUCUCGAUGGACGCUGGCGUUCGUUACCAACGGACCCAGCACCGGAUUCUGGAAACGCAAAAGACGCGACCCAAGUGUACCUUCAACGCCUAGUGUAGCGCCUACGCCGUCUAUGUCCACUAACACUCGUGUUGAUGAAAACUUUCGUGCUGAUACCCCGCGCAUUUGA
Messenger RNA from Psilocybe cubensis, 1902 nucleotides. RefSeq lists its product as uncharacterized. The transcript is spliced from 5 exons. The record is from RefSeq and is a predicted model, not a curated record. Bases 1 to 1902 code for a protein of 633 amino acids. NCBI's taxonomy places the organism in Eukaryota, Fungi, Basidiomycota, Agaricomycetes, Agaricales, Agrocybaceae.